Messenger RNA from Akanthomyces muscarius, 555 nucleotides. RefSeq lists its product as uncharacterized. The transcript has 2 exons. Bases 1 to 555 code for a protein of 184 amino acids. The record is from RefSeq and is a predicted model, not a curated record. NCBI's taxonomy places the organism in Eukaryota, Fungi, Ascomycota, Sordariomycetes, Hypocreales, Cordycipitaceae.
AUGUCUGCUCCCCAAGAACGGGCAGAGUCCCUCACUACCAGCGUCCGGCACCACGCCGUCGACGCCUACACCUACGCCCAGCGCUCCCUCGAUCGUGUCAUCGAUCCCGCCACGCAGCGCAAAGCCUAUGAUGCCUCGCACGCUUUAGCCUCGACACGGCCCUUUUUCUUUUCCGCCGCAGCCACACUCCUCUUCUUCUCCGCGCUGCCCAUCCUGCUCUUCGCCACCUUUGCCCUCUCCGUCGCCGCCAUGGCCGUCGGCGGCAGCAUCCUCUUUGCUCUCUUCUGGCUCGCCCUCGGCGUCCUCGUCCUCGUGCCAACGCUCGGCGUCACCACCUGCCUCGCGCUGCUGGUCUGGGCCUGGGCCGCGGGCAGCUUCGUCGUCGGCCGCGCCGCGUACCGUGCCGCCGUCUCGUGGGGUGAUGAUGCCAGCCGCCACCAGCGCGCGACGGACACGAAAGGGCAGCAGUUCAAGCAGCCGCCGCCUGUGCCGCAGGUUCGGCCCGAAAAGAAGACGGCCAACGGCAAUGGUCAUGAGGUUACUGCCACUGGGUAA